GUUUUUUGCACAAUUUUCUUGAAAUAUCAAUAUUCCAUAGAAGAAAAUAUAUCCAUCCUCUUUUGGAGAAAGUUUUAUUUUAAAACACCAAGAUAGAAAUAACAUUGAGCUUCUUUAAAAGUGACAGAUCUCCUAUACUAGAUAUUUAUCACAAUUUAUAAGUUGUCUUUUUUCUUUCCAAAGUUCAUGUAACAUUUAGCUGGACUCAGAGCAAAAGUGGCUCUUUUGACUGUAAAGGUUGAAGACCCCCAAGUACAGAGGCUGACUGUUCGUAGAGUGCAGUGUCAAAGUAUAUUAUCGGAAGAGUAAGAGGAAGGAAAAGUGUGAAAGAGAAAUGUACACAAGCAACAAGGACAAACACAGAGGAUUUUGAAGUAAAGCCCAUUCUAGAGUAAGAUUAAUAAAGGACGGACUGAGGCUGGGGUCAAUUCUUCAAGAGCCAACACACAGGUAUUUUCACUGUUUGUUUUUUUUCAAGCCCCCACUUAAAAUUUGUGGGGUAUUGAGGAGAGGAAAAUAAAAGAAUAAUUUUACUUUUUUAUAUAAUACUCAUAUAAACAGGUAUGUCCUUGAACGUAAUAGCUUUUUUUGUUUUUACUCACUUUUUGUGGGUUUUAUUUAUGUGAAACCUUUCACAGUCCUACCAAAAUGACUUAAAUCUUUUACAAGGAAAACUCCCUAAUUAACUCUAAUAUAAAUUCAGAAAAAUAUAGUUACAUUAAAGAUAAGUGUUGAAAAUAUUGUGUUUGGAUUACUUUUUAUCCCCAAAGCAUUCCAAAUACUACUUUUAAGUGUUGCUACUUGGCGCCAUCUUUGUUGGAGGCGUGUAAACGCACUUCUGAAGUUCAGUCAAACAUGGCUGCUCUAAAGAAAACGCUAAUCGCUGCUGCUGUUGCCGCUGUGGCGGCUUUCUUUGGCCACGCAUUUCUUAAAAUACAGAGGCUGAGUCUUGCCUCCAGAGAAAUGCCUGUCAAGCACCUCAAGUGUCGUUAUUUACCCAAUAUAGAGUAUGGAGCAGAGGAUAUCACUAUCCUUAAAGAUGGACUGGCCUUUUUGAGCACAGGGCUGCAUGACUACCUUGGAUUGCCUUCGUUCUCCAAUGAACCAGGAAAAAUGUACGUUCUGGAUCUGUUGCACCCAAAACCGACCCCAGUGGAACUGCAAAUCAAAGGAGAACUGGACCUCAGCUCUUUCAACCCGCAUGGGAUUAGUGUAUACACGAAUGAAGCAGAUGACUCUAUAUAUCUGUUCGUUGUCAAUCAUCCUCAGCAAAAAAGCCAGGUAGAGAUCUUUCGCUUUGUUGGGGAGGACACACUUGUGCACUUAAAGACUGUUGCACAUCCUUUACUGAUCAGUGUGAACGACAUUGUCGCCGUUGGACCAGAACAUUUCUAUGCGACAAAUGAUCGCUAUUUUAGUUCUACACUUCAUCUGCUAACUGUCAUCCUGAGUAUGCCCUGGUGUAACAUUGUGUACUACAGCCCUGAGGAAGUGAGGGAGGCAGCUGGUGGCAUUCAAUCUGGAAAUGGGAUAAAUAUAUCUCCAGACAAACGGUAUAUUUAUGUUUCUGAUAUCCUGGACCACGAGGUGGAUGUUUUUGAGCGAUUAGACGGAGAACAGUUGGUCUACAUUAAGUCUGUUCCAGUUGGAACACUUUGUGAUAAUAUUGAGGUGGACCACAUGACAGGUGACGUCUGGCUGGGCUGUCAUCCAGAUGCCACUAAAUUGUCCAAUUUUGAUCCUAAAGAUCCUCCUGGCUCAGAGAUCAUCAAGAUCAAGAACAUUGUCUCAGAUCAGCCAGUGGUAACCCUGGAGUAUGGAGACGAUGGUCAUGAGCUGAUGGGCUCCACCGUUGCUGCACCCUACGAGGGAAAGCUGCUCAUCGGGACAAUCUUUCACAAAGCCCUGUACUGUGCUUUGAAAUAAACUGCCAACUAUUUAUCCCAAAACACAAUUUGCUUAUCUCUCUUGAACAAUAAAACUAUUUUGGUUUGUCAUAGAAGAAGAUUAUGAGAAAACAGAAUAACAUUGUCACAACUUUUUCUCCUGGUAUUUACACAUGGACCUGCUAUGCAUCUAAAAAAAAUUUGUUAUUUGACGCAAAUAUCCUACUUUUAUUGCAACAGUCAAAAAUAUAGGAAUAGUUAGACUUAAAAUAGGCAGAUAUCAAUGAUAAAUACAGUUCUGCUAAUUUGUUUACACACUCUCAACAUGGAAACAGUCUAUAAUGCAAUGUCAGUGAAUUGCAAGAAUUGGAAGCAUUGUAUUUAUUGUGGAUUUCCCCUUUAGUCCCUACAGGUUAGCAGCUGUUAUAUAAACAUCAGGGUUUUUACGCAGUCUGGAAAUGUAUACUUUCAAUCAAUAAAACUUUACGUAUCACUUUUCAACAAAACUUCACAAUU
Molecule: messenger RNA, 2402 nt
Organism: Xiphophorus hellerii (green swordtail)
Lineage: Eukaryota; Metazoa; Chordata; Actinopteri; Cyprinodontiformes; Poeciliidae
Product: serum paraoxonase/arylesterase 2-like
Exons: 9
Coding region: 856-1926 (356 amino acids)
Molecular function (GO): arylesterase activity
Source: RefSeq, a predicted model, not a curated record